Cladophialophora bantiana CBS 173.52 is the source of this 489-nucleotide messenger RNA. RefSeq lists its product as uncharacterized. Bases 1 to 489 code for a protein of 162 amino acids. The transcript is spliced from 2 exons. NCBI's taxonomy places the organism in Eukaryota, Fungi, Ascomycota, Eurotiomycetes, Chaetothyriales, Herpotrichiellaceae. The record is from RefSeq and is a predicted model, not a curated record.
AUGGCUGCUCAUCUCGGGUCCAUAGCCGUGGAAGCAUCGAAAACCAGGCGUCGUCUGCAGGAACUAUGUCUCGACAUUGCGACAAGAGCACAGUCAGCUGGUCUCCCUGACCGCGUGGAAAUUGACCCUCAGGACCUCACAGAUUGUCUUGAUCAAUUCAAUAUCUGGGCAGGGAGCUUAUGUGUAUCUCAGCGAGGCGAAGCUUCGUUGGAUUUCCGCAUAUCAGGAGGGGGUCUUGCUCAAGAGGUCCUCCGACUACUACAUCAGCUGUACUUUUUCACUUCAGAGUUGCAAGCAAUUGUUAACGGCAGCCGGGGGCAAACAACAUGGACUAAAGAGUCUCUGCAUAAUUCCUCUGACGAAUCCAGUGACUUGGUUGAUUCUAGCGACGAGGAGAUCGGGGGGAUUCUUACACCUAGAGAUGUCGAGGAUGAUGAAAACCGCGGCAUCUUCACCGAGGCGAACGAUUUAGUUCUUUCUGUCAACUAA